Messenger RNA from Phanerochaete carnosa HHB-10118-sp, 1291 nucleotides. RefSeq lists its product as uncharacterized. NCBI's taxonomy places the organism in Eukaryota, Fungi, Basidiomycota, Agaricomycetes, Polyporales, Phanerochaetaceae. The record is from RefSeq and is a predicted model, not a curated record. The coding region runs from base 138 to 1064 and encodes 308 amino acids. The transcript has 3 exons. Gene Ontology annotation, molecular function: peptidase activity. Gene Ontology annotation, biological process: proteolysis.
AAAUUGUCUGGUUUUUGGUGAGAGCCUCUGCUCCGAUACGGGCAUCUUUCGACUCACGUAUCUACUGGUAGCACGUAUAGUAUAAAGGGUAGGAAUGUCAACCACAAAGCCGCAUUCAACCAGCAUUGAAACCAACCAUGGCACCCUUCACCGAGAUCCAAAUCCCUUUCGCUGUCCCCGAUGUGGACAAGCCAUGCUUCACCUACUGCAAGAUCUUUGGCAACCUCAAGACGACGCAGAAACGCCCACUCGUCGUCGUGCAUGGCGGCCCGGGGAUGAACCACGACUACCUUCUACCUGUCGCCGACCUUGCAGACGAUGGGGUGGUCGUUAUUUUCUAUGACCAGUUUGGUGGCGGCCGGUCAACGCAUCUGCCUGAGAAGAACGGCGACACCAGUUUCUGGGUAGAAGAACUGUUCCUGACCGAGUUUGACAAUGUCGUCCGCCACUUGGGCAUUCAAGACGACUACAACGUACUCGGACAGUCGUGGGGUGGAAUGCUCAUGGGCCGUUGGGCGAGCCGCCAGCCGAAGGGGUUGCAUCGGCUUGUGAUUGCGAACAGCCCGGCGAGCAUGGAACUCUGGGUGGAGGCGGCGAACUAUCUGUUGGCACAGCUGCCACAGGACGUGCAGGAUACAUUGAAUAAGCACGAAGAUGCAGGCACGACGGACUCUCAGGAGUACAAGGACGCGAUGCAGAUCUUCUACGAUCGCCACGUGUGCCGCAUAAAGCCGAUGCCUGAGGAAGUUGCCAUUGGCUUUCGCAUGCUUGACGAAGACUCAACGGUCUAUUCCACCAUGAACGGCCCCUCCGAGUUCCACAUCACUGGUCCUCUGCAACACUGGAGCAUGCUCAACGAUGCGCAUAAAAUUGCGGUUCCGACACUGCUUAUCAACGGUCUUCAUGAUGAGGCGCGCGACAGUGUCGUCGCGCCAUGGUUCCAGCGCAUCCCGAAAGCGCGCUGGUUCACCUUCCCGAAUUCAAGCCAUAUGCCGCAAUUUGAGGAGAGAGAGAGGUAUGUGCAGGUUGUUCAGGAGUUUUUGUAUGGGCCGUACUCGCGGUAGGACCUUCGAAGUACGGUGAUGUGACUCUUGUUGAAAGUACUAUUAUUACCUCGAGCGAUCGCUAAACAGGGGAUGCUCCAUCAACCCUCUCGUCGCAUUCCGGAUGUGUCGUAAGUUUGCUCGUCCUCAUCUCUGGUUAAUUUACACUUGUCAGAAUUCUACCCCAAACUCAACGUUUGUUGCGUUCGUGAUCCAAGUUUCCCCCUCCUCUUCAGCUCUAUUCCUGC